AUGUUUAUCUGUUUGCAUGCAUUUUCUGGGUCUAAUAUCCGUCUCCUCUAUCAAGAUUUUGGAUCUAUGGAAAGCUUUCAGAUGACAGACUGCGACGACGAGUGCUCUUUACUUGUCAUGACAGCUCUCACUUCGUUUUUCAGCUACUGUUGCUCCUCGCUGAUGAUGAUGCCUGCCUUGUCUUUCCCUUUUCGGCUAGUCAGCUUGGACCUCAGAGCACAGGAGAGAAAAAGGUACAGAGGCAUAGCCGCAACGACAUGCAGAGGCAGUGGGGAUUCCACCAAGGUACUUCAUUCGCCUCUUGAGUGUUCGCUUUCCUUGCGCAGCAGGAAGGGGGGCACUCUGGCUAUGUCGUCCCGAGCGUGGAAGGAGGACGUGAAAGCGGACUACGAGGAAGAGGAGCCUCGGCUUGCUAAAACUACACUGGAUAGGGCUCCCGGUGCUGUGGUGCAAGUCUGGAAGCGCAUGUUGGAAUCGUUAAACUGCAGUGGAGGAGAAGCGGAGCAGCGUCUUGACUUUCUCAAAUUCCAAUAAUCAGGAGCUGAUCUACUACUCUUUUAUUACGGUUUAUAGUCGUUCUAGUAUAAAAAAAAAAAAAUUUAUGAAAGCGAUUCGCGCACAGACACAGAGAUGCCUUCUUUCUGUUUGCAGCCCUAGACGACAUCAUGAAGAUGCACACCGGAUGGGCUUCUAUCUUAUCGUGUUGAUGAUCGUUAUACAGAAAGAGAAGUCGGGUUUAUUUUUCGUCGGUCUUUGUUUUGUUUUG
Amoebophrya sp. A120 is the source of this 766-nucleotide messenger RNA. Lineage: Eukaryota; Dinophyceae; Syndiniales; Amoebophryaceae. The record is from the annotation of a GenBank genome assembly.